Cimex lectularius (bed bug) is the source of this 860-nucleotide messenger RNA. RefSeq names its product proteasome subunit beta type-6 (gene Prosbeta1). Gene Ontology annotation, cellular component: proteasome core complex. Lineage: Eukaryota; Metazoa; Arthropoda; Insecta; Hemiptera; Cimicidae. Gene Ontology annotation, molecular function: threonine-type endopeptidase activity. The coding region runs from base 94 to 777 and encodes 227 amino acids. The record is from RefSeq and is a predicted model, not a curated record. The transcript is spliced from 3 exons.
AGAACCUUCUGCUUGGUUAUCCGCGUACAAUUCGUAUAGACGCAAGUCACAGCCUUAAGCUAGAUCGUAUUUAAUAGGGGAAAAAAAUAAAUCAUGGCUAAAGUAAUGAACUACCAUGAUCGUUUCGGUGCUCCUGCUGCGGUGGAAGAACCAGUCAUGACCGGGACUACGAUUAUGGCAUGCACGUUCAGCGAUGGUGUUGUGAUCGGAGCGGAUUCCAGGACGAGCGUCGGAAGCUCAUAUGUUGCAAACCGUGUAUCUGAUAAGCUUACGAAGGUGACCGAUUAUAUCUACUGCUGCCGUUCAGGGGCUGCAGCCGAUACGCAGGCCGUCGCUGAUAUAGUGAGCUACCAUCUUGCUUUCUACAAGUCGGAGACAGGAGAAGAGCCGCUCGUAUCGACAGCAGCCGCUCUUUUCCGUGAAUUGUGCUACAACUACCGCAACAAGCUCACCGCCGGGAUCAUCGUCGCUGGGUGGGACAGGGUGAAAGGUGGACAGGUGUACAUGGUCCCAUUGGGAGGUAUGUGCGUUGAACAGAAGUACGCUAUGGGUGGCUCGGGCAGUACUUACAUAUACGGUUUUACUGACGCCAACUACAGGGAAGGCAUGAACUCCAAAGAAUGCAAAGCGUUCAUUAAACAAGCCAUCGCACUUGCAAUAAGACGUGAUGGUUCUUCAGGUGGUGUCAUCCGUAUGGGCGUAAUCACCAAGGACGGUAUACAGAGAGAGGUCGUAGCUGGAAAGGACAUCCCAUCAUUCCUCGUCCCUGCUAAAUAGUCUAUACUUAAUUAUCAAUUUCUUUAUUUGCUUUUUUUAUUAUAAAGAAGAAAAAAAUGUAUCAUUUAAAAUAAAUACAAGUU